Ceratotherium simum simum (southern white rhinoceros) is the source of this 3289-nucleotide messenger RNA. RefSeq names its product general transcription factor IIIC subunit 4 (gene GTF3C4). Gene Ontology annotation, biological process: transcription initiation at RNA polymerase III promoter. Gene Ontology annotation, cellular component: transcription factor TFIIIC complex. Gene Ontology annotation, molecular function: protein binding; histone acetyltransferase activity. Lineage: Eukaryota; Metazoa; Chordata; Mammalia; Perissodactyla; Rhinocerotidae. The record is from RefSeq and is a predicted model, not a curated record.
GUUGCCCGGGAGGUCCCUAAAGAGGCCUGGACAUUGGUCAUCGGAGAGGGGGUCCUCGAGGCUCCCUGCCCCGCACCCACCCGCGGCCGAGCACCAGCGCUUCGGUCCGGCCCGCAGGGGAGGCGGCUUUUCUAGACAGGCAGCGCCUUGGCCACCUGGCAGGGCUGGGUCGCCUAGCAACGGCGGGGUCCUUCCUGGCUCUGGGGCGCUCCGGGUCUGAGGGGAGAAAACCGCCGCGGAGGGCGCUGGGGGCCGGCGGCCACGGGGCGGGAGGCGGCCACGGGGCGGCGACGCGGCCUUGGCGAGCCCGGGGAUCCGGCCUCUGCGUCUGAGGGGAGAUGGACAAGGCCCGGGUGAGGCCCGCGGCGGACGGGCCUGCGCCGCCCGAGGAGGAGGAGAGCGAGGGGGGCGGCGAGGCGGGCGGGAAGGAGCCGGCGGUGGACGCGGCCCCCGGGCCCAGCGCGGCGUUCCGCCUCCUGGUGACUCGGCGCGAGCCGGCCGUGAAGCUGCAGUAUGCAGUGAGCGGCCUGGAGCCGCUGGCCUGGUCCGAGGACCACCGCGUGUCCGUGUCCACUGCCCGCAGCGUCGCUGUGCUGGAGCUCAUCUGCGACGUGCACAACCCGGGCCAGGACCUGGUCAUCCACCGCACCUCGGUGCCCGCGCCCCUCAACAGCUGUCUCCUCAAAGUUGGCUCAAAAACAGAAGUUGCUGAGUGUAAGGAGAAAUUUGCCACCUCUAAAGACCCCACAGUCAGUCAGACUUUCAUGUUGGAUAGGGUUUUCAACCCUGAGGGGAAGGCUUUGCCUCCGCUGAGAGGAUUCAAGUACACUAGCUGGUCCCCCAUGGGUUGUGAUGCUAACGGCCGGUGCCUCCUGGCAGCGCUGACCAUGGACAAUCGCCUGACCAUUCAGGCUAACCUCAACAGACUGCAGUGGGUCCAGCUGGUCGAUCUAACUGAGAUUUACGGAGAACGUCUUUAUGAGACCAGUUACAGGCUCUCUAAAAAUGAGGCCCCGGAAGGAAAUCUUGGGGAUUUUGCUGAGUUUCAGAGAAGACACAGCAUGCAGACACCAGUCAGGAUGGAGUGGUCGGGCAUCUGUACUACGCAGCAAGUCAAGCAUAACAACGAGUGCCGGGACGUGGGCAGCGUGCUUUUGGCAGUCCUGUUUGAAAACGGUAACAUUGCUGUGUGGCAGUUUCAGCUACCGUUUGUAGGAAAGGAAUCCAUCUCUUCGUGCAACACAAUUGAGUCAGGAAUCAACUCUCCUAGUGUUUUAUUUUGGUGGGAAUAUGAGCACAACAAUCGGAAAAUGAGUGGCCUUAUUGUGGGGAGUGCUUUUGGACCUGUAAAAAUUCUUCCUGUCAAUCUCAAAGCAGUUAAAGGCUAUUUCACUUUAAGGCAGCCUGUUGUCUUAUGGAAAGAAAUGGACCAGUUGCCAGUGCACAGCAUCAAAUGUGUACCACUUUAUCACCCUUACCAGAAGUGUAGUUGUAGCUUAGUGGUGGCUGCAAGAGGGUCCUAUGUGUUUUGGUGUCUUCUUCUGAUCUCCAAAGCAGGUCUGAACGUUCACAAUUCCCACGUCACAGGCCUUCACUCACUGCCAAUUGUCUCCAUGACUGCAGACAAGCAGAAUGGAACCGUCUAUACUUGUUCCAGUGAUGGGAAAGUGAGGCAGCUGAUUCCCAUUUUCACAGAUGUUGCAUUAAAGUUUGAACAUCAGUUGAUUAAACUCUCAGAUGUGUUUGGCUCGGUGAGGACACACGGGAUAGCAGUGAGCCCCUGUGGUGCGUAUCUGGCCGUCAUUACGACUGAGGGCAUGGUCAACGGCCUCCAUCCUGUGAACAAAAACUACCAGGUCCAGUUUGUUACUCUCAAAACCUUUGAAGAGGCAGCUGCUCAGCUCCUGGAGUCUUCCGUUCAAAAUCUCUUUAAGCAGGUAGAUUUAAUAGACCUAGUACGCUGGAAGAUUUUAAAAGAUAAACAUAUCCCUCAGUUUUUACAAGAAGCUUUGGAAAAAAAGAUUGAAAGCAGUGGGGCCACUUAUUUUUGGCGUUUCAAACUUUUCCUCUUGAGGAUUUUGUAUCAGUCAAUGCAGAAAACCCCUUCAGAAGCCUUAUGUAAACCCACCCAUGAGGACUCAAAAAUCUUACUAGUUGACUCACCUGGGAUGGGCAAUACUGAGGAUGAACAGCAGGAAGAAGGCACUUCUUCCAAACAGGUGACUAAGCAAGGCCUUCAGGAGAGGAGCAAGGAAGGUGAUCCAGAGGACCCCACAGAUGACUCACUUACCCAGUCUGGAGAUGUUGGAGGCCGUGAGCCAAUGGAAGAGAAACUCCUUGAAAUCCAAGGGAAAAUUGAAGCCGUGGAAAUGCACUUGACCAGAGAGCACAUGAAGCGAGUCUUAGGAGAAGUGUACCUGCACACCUGGAUCACAGAAAACACUAGCAUCCCCACCAGGGGACUCUGUAACUUUUUAAUGUCUGAUGAAGAGUAUGAUGACAGAACAGCACGGGUGCUGAUUGGACACAUCUCAAAGAAGAUGAACAAACAGACUUUCCCUGAGCACUGUAGUUUGUGUAAAGAGAUCUUGCCAUUCACAGAUCGCAAACAGGCAGUCUGUUCCAAUGGCCACAUUUGGCUCCGGUGCUUUCUAACCUACCAGUCCUGCCAGAGUUUGAUAUACAGAAGGUGUUUGCUCCACGACAGCAUUGCCCGCCAUCCAGCUCCAGAAGAUCCGGACUGGAUUAAGAGGUUACUGCAAAGCCCCUGCCCUUUCUGCGAUUCUCCUGUCUUCUAAAUGUCAGCAGUGGGAAGAUAGAAGGGGCAUGUACUCUGCUAUAGAAAGUGCCCUCUAGCCUGAAGAGCUAGGGUGCGCUGGAGUAAGCCUGGCCUUCCCAAGCGGAGAGGUGCUCUUCAUGAUUGUAAAUAGUGCCCUGGGAACUCAUUUCUGAAGUGCAUUCUCCAUCUCCAGGGGCUAAAGGAUAUCUUUAAAAUGACUGAAUGCAGAGAUUUUAGGUCAUUUUGAGAUGAACGUUAGUCCCCACUCCUUACUCAAUGAGGAACACUUAUUUUUCAAGUGUCUUGACUGAAGCAGUUUGAACAAAAAGAAUGCCCUGUCAUUUUUAGGAACAGAAUGAUCUCUUCCAGGGAGUUUGGAUAAGGGCCUUGCCGGGCUGAGUUAGACUUUAAUCCUAGCCUUGGUCUGGAACUGCCUUGUGGUUCCAGAGAGCUUAAAUUACCUGGUACGUGGAGGUCAGUAUACCAACAGAUAUUAAAAGUGUCUAAAAG